AAUUUUUGUCUAGUCUGUAAUAACGAGUAGAUAGUUCUGCUCAAAGUGAAAUCUGCAUGUUCUGAUAGAGUACGAAGCGUCAUAUAUAACAGUCCUACUUCGAUAAAUGGAAAAAUAUUGAUCAUCAUGAAUAAUUUAAUGAGCUGUAUGCUAUCUCUAAAUGAUAUCCCUUCGAAUUAUUUAAUGAUCAUAUUGAUUCACACCGGCCAUAAUGAACGAUCGGCAUAACGGCGAUUUGUUCGAAUUAAGCCAGAAGGAACGUCACAUAAAAAACAACCGUCACCGCAAUAACAAAGUUUCCCAAUAUUUUUAUCCAAAGCUCGAAUCUACAUCAUCGAGAGCUGGUCAGCAAAUUAGCAACAGCUGUGUAAUAUGUGUAAGAAAGUUUAUAUGCCGAAUGUGACGUAUUCUCUUUUUUUUUUGCGACACCACAUGUUCGUUGAUAAGAUGUGACACAAACAUGAAUGAUAAAGAUUAAUUAUGCGAUAUGCUUCAUCGAAUGGAAAAGGGAAGAUAAUGGACCACGCGGCCACGCCUGGCGAUCCGAUUGGCCGCUGGACGCACUUCAAUUUGAUCAACUUUUUACCUCUUCGUUACGCAACAACCUGUUAUAUACACGCACACAUAGACCGAACUUGCCUCGAGACCUAUGUGAUUCAGCAGCUAACCGGUUUGCUCAAAGUUACUCCGGACAGUAUGUGUUUAACCAGCAGGCCGUAAACAUCUCCGACGUACCAUUUGAUACUUAUACGUGACGUGUUUUUGAAGAAGCGAAAGAUGAACUCGUCUGUAUUCAGAUCAGCCCUCCGGGACAUGCCGCGGAAACUGACGCAAACACGCGAAGUACAUUUGUGCGCAUCGAGACUCCAGCACCAUCCUCUGACACAAUUUUCAGAAGAUGAACUUAUGAUGAAGGAGACCGUCACUAAACUAGCUAAGGAAGAAAUCACUCCACUCGUGCGGAAAAUGGAGAAAGAGGGGAAGAUAGACGACGGCCUUCUGAAGAAGCUCUUCGAGAAUGGCUUGAUGGGCCUCGAAAUUCCGACCGAAUACGGUGGCACCGGUGGCAAUUUCAUGAGCACAAUUUUAACCGUUGAAGAAGUCGCGAAGGUCGAUGGUGCCGUAGCCGCUCUCGUUGACAUUCACAACACUUUGGUAAACUCGCUGAUCAUCAAAGUCGCUUCCGAGGAGCAAAAGCAGAAGUAUCUGUCUAAAUUGGCACAAAGCUGCGCUGGUAGCUUUUGCCUAACGGAACCCGGCUCGGGCUCAGAUGCAUUUUCUCUCAAGACCGAAGCGAAAAAGGACGGUGGUGAUUACGUGAUAAACGGCACGAAAAUGUGGAUUUCGAAUUCCGAUAUCGCUGGAAUUUUCUUGGUUUUCGCCAAUGCGGAUACUUCUGCGGGAUACCGCGGUAUUACGACAUUCUUCGUAGAGCGUGACAUGCCUGGUCUGACGGUAGCUAAGCCCGAGGACAAGCUAGGUAUCAAAGCAUCCGGGACUUGUAUGGUUCAUUUCGAUAACGUCAGGGUACCCGAAAGCAACAUCUUGGGUCAGUUUGGACACGGAUACAGAUACGCUGCUGGAUUUCUCAACGAGGGUAGGGUCGGAAUAGGGGCUCAAAUGAUCGGUAUAGCUCAGGGUUGCUUGGACGCGACUAUACCGUACACGCUGGAAAGGAAACAAUUUGGAAAAGACAUCUUCUCAUUCCAAUCGAUGCAACAUCAAAUAGCCCAGGCUGUAACCGACGUGGAAUGCGCCAGAUUGCUGGUUUACAACGCAGCUAGGCUGGUGGACGCUAAGAAAGACGUUAUGAAGGAAGCAGCUAUGGCCAAAUUAAUCGCAUCCGAGACCGCGGUGCGUGUCACUGCAAAGUGCAUAGACUUCAUGGGAGGCGUCGGAUUUACGACGGAUUUCCCCCAGGAGAAAUUCUUCCGGGAUUCGAAGAUCGGCACGAUUUACGAGGGUACGAGUAACAUGCAGCUGUCAACGAUCGCAAAAUGUAUACGCAAGGAUUAUUUGUAACAGCGGACGACACGAACUUCCCAAACUUUGUGAUUUAUACUUCCCAAACUUUGUGAUUUAUACUUAACUCAUAUAAAAACGUGUAUUAUAAUUAAAAAAUAAGAGAUAAAGUAUACUAUUAUUUUAAAGACAUA
Messenger RNA from Dinoponera quadriceps, 2156 nucleotides. RefSeq names its product short/branched chain specific acyl-CoA dehydrogenase, mitochondrial. Bases 778 to 2022 code for a protein of 414 amino acids. The record is from RefSeq and is a predicted model, not a curated record. Gene Ontology annotation, molecular function: flavin adenine dinucleotide binding; acyl-CoA dehydrogenase activity. Lineage: Eukaryota; Metazoa; Arthropoda; Insecta; Hymenoptera; Formicidae. Gene Ontology annotation, cellular component: mitochondrion. The transcript has 9 exons.